Molecule: messenger RNA, 1407 nt
Organism: Nicotiana tabacum (common tobacco)
Lineage: Eukaryota; Viridiplantae; Streptophyta; Magnoliopsida; Solanales; Solanaceae
Product: protein TORNADO 2-like
Biological process (GO): auxin-activated signaling pathway
Cellular component (GO): membrane
Source: RefSeq, a predicted model, not a curated record
CAAAAAGUAACUUACCCUAGAUAUCAAGUUCUCUUGUCUUCUCCAGUAUCCAUCUCUCCCAAUCUUUCAAAUUCCUUUCUGAAAAUCUUUAGAGAACAAAAAAAAAAACAAGCAAGAAAGAAAAUGGUACUAAGUAAUAAUGUCAUAGGGUGCAUCAACUUUGUAGCCAUGCUAUUGUCAAUUCCAGUGAUUGGUGCUGGAAUCUGGCUAGCAAUGGAAACUGACAACUCUUGUGUCAAGAUUCUACAAUGGCCAGUUAUUAUCUUAGGAGUUCUCAUUUUAGUUGUCGCUCUUGCUGGUUUUAUUGGAGGGUUUUGGAGGAUUCCAACACUGCUCAUUUUCUACCUCAUUGCUAUGCUCAUUCUCAUAGUUUUGCUUGCAUGUUUGGUAGUUUUUAUUUACAUGGUCACUAUUAGAGGUUCAGGCCAUAUGGAACCAAGUAGGGCUUAUUUGGAAUACCAUCUUGAUGACUAUUCUGGCUGGCUUAGAAGGAGAGUUCAAAGUUCUUACAAAUGGGAUAGAAUAAGAAGUUGCCUUAGCUCCACAACUAUGUGCGCUCAGUUGAAUCAAAGUUAUCGCAUGGCUCAAGAUUUCUUUAAUGCUCCUCUUAGCCCUUUGCAGGUAAGUUUUUCUUGCAUGAAUUCAUGCUUUUGUGAUUUUUCAACUCAUAUAAAAGGUAGCACAUGAGAUUUCCUGGUUUAGUAUAAAAAGGAAAACGGAAAAUAAUUCUACCAAGAAACUUUUUUAUUUUUUUCCUACGAAAUCUUAUGGAGAUUUAAUAUUGUUUCCCAUUUUUGCUCUCUUAGAAUGGAUUGAAAAUAAAGUAGGUAGUAGCUACGUCUUCUAAUUUAUGCGUGUACGAAGCAAAAUAUUACUUAAUCAUGUUAGUAUGUAUAUUUUAAGUCCAGUAUUAUUUGCUUGGAGGCGUCUAUUCUGUAAUAUUGUAAUGUUAAGAGUUUAGGUGGACCUUAAUAGACAGGCAUCAAAGUGAGGAUUCAUAAAAUCGUCACCAAAUUGAUUUGGGUUGAAGUUGUUGUUUUCCUUGUAUUAAGAAAAGUAUUAUAAAUUCUUAUGAUGGGAAGCUUUCUUUCUUAGAGGACAACCCUUUUCAACUGUGAUUAUACCUGGAGUGAUUCCAACAUCAAACAAGUAUACAUAAAGCAUAGACAAGAAUUAACAAAAGCAAGCAAGUUUUUACUUAAAAGACGCAAGAAUCUUAUCCUUUUCCAUGUGGUAAUAUGCCUUGGAACUAAAUUCUUUUUAGGCAUUCUUCACGUAUGUUUUCUUUUUGCAGUCAGGGUGCUGUCCCAUAUAUGUUGAAGUUUAAUUAGAAAAAAUUUAAAAACUUGUCCCAUAUAUGUUGAACUAUUUUUUAACCUAAAGGCAUUGGGAUUGAUGUCUUGGCUA